AUGUCUCUCGUCGCAGUAGGAGCUUGCUAUGCUGACACCAUUCUAACAACACCCUACUACCCCGGCGAAGAUGAAAAGCUACGAGCAUCAAGCAUCUCCCGAAGACGCGGAGGCAACUGUCCCAACACACUAGAGGUCAUCCAACAACUGACAUCAAGAACCACGGAUGCCUCACUGAAUCUCGUGGCCAUCCUCCCGGCAAAGUCCUCGGUGGGAUCGCAGCAGAUCAAGACUGCGUUUGAGCCGGGCGUGAACUUGGAUCGAUGUAUAUAUAGGGAGGAAUUUAGUGAGCCGGCGUCGAGUUAUAUUAUCAAGAGUUCUGGGACGGGGAGUCGGACGAUUGUUAACUACAAUGAGUUGCCGGAGAUGAGUGUUGAUGAGCUGAAGAGGGUUAUUGAUGAGGUUGGACCCAAGACUACUUGGUUUCAUUUUGAGGGCCGCAUACCCGAUGUCAUCCUGGCUGGUAUCAAGUAUCUCCGUCAACAGUUCUCGUCGGUGCGGGUUAGUGUCGAGGUCGAGAAACCUCAGCGGCCGGGGUUGCAGGAGUUGGCUGUUGAGGCUGAUGUGGUUUUUUACUCGAAGAGUUGGGCUCUGGGAAAUGGCUACAAAUCGGCUGAAGAGUGUCUUCGCGAGCAAGCCAAGUUGACACAGAAUGCGACCCUGCUCUGCUGCACAUGGGGCCAAGACGGCGCCGUCGUUCUAGAAACCAAAUCCACCAUUCUAAUCCACAACCUGGCUUAUUCUGCACCUGACUUCGAAGUCGUCGAUACAAUUGGCGCCGGAGACACGUUUAUCGCUGGAAUGCUGUACGGCCUGCUUUGGAAGGAUGACUGGGAUACGACGAAGAAACUGAGCUUUGCGAAUCGGGUUGCUGGCAUGAAAGUGGUGCAGGAGGGGUUUGCCGGUUUGGCGCGGGCGCUAGACGCGUAG
Molecule: messenger RNA, 930 nt
Organism: Aspergillus glaucus CBS 516.65
Lineage: Eukaryota; Fungi; Ascomycota; Eurotiomycetes; Eurotiales; Aspergillaceae
Exons: 6
Coding region: 1-930 (309 amino acids)
Molecular function (GO): kinase activity
Source: RefSeq, a predicted model, not a curated record